AUGCAUGUGUCGGACAAUGCGCUCAUCUGCAGUAGGCCUCACUUCCCGCACACAUCCGUAUUCAUGGCAUCAUUGGCUCAAUGGACUGAUCCGAUAGAGUUAGUGGUGGGCAAUGAGAGCUGUGAUCUGGACUCAGCUGUCAGUGCCGUCGGUCUGGCCUUCAUUAAACACAUGUCGUGUAAAAAAGUGGAGUCCAAUAAGCGACUAAUAAUCCCAGUGUUGAACACAACUCGCAGUGAACUCCAACUGAAGACGGAAGUGAUCUUUUGGUUUGAAAACUCCGUGCAUUUGAGUCGCGAUGACCUCAUCUGUAGGGAUGAAAUCGAUUGGCAGACACUUAAGACAAAGAAAGUGUUGAUCACAUUAGUCGACCACAACGUGAACGAAGAGAUGGCAAGAAUUGGCGAAAUUAUCGAAAUCAUUGAUCACCACAAAUAUGACGCAAACCAUUGUCUCGUAACGGAUCCGUCGAAAGUGUUGGUCGACGUGUCGGUCGGGUCCUGUUCCACACUAAUCGCCGAACGCUUUCUUAAAAGUGAUUUGAAAGGAGACACACAAUUGGCUCUUAUGUUCUUCGGAACCAUUAUAUUGGAUACGAUUAACUUCUCAGAAAGCGCUCAAAAGUACAGCGAAAAAGAUAAAAGUGUUGUCAAAGACUUGGAGGCAAUCAUUGAGGACAAGACCAUCUCUCGGUCGGAGUGGUUUCAACAGCUGAUCGACGCCAAGAAUUCCACUAAUAAUAUGUCAUUCGAGCAGUUGUUACUUAAGGACAAGAAAUUAGUUCCCAACACAAGAAUUAUCAUAUCAUCCAUAUCCGGCAAAUUGGUCUCUGAUCUGGACGCAGAAAGUAAUCGUAAACUUAUGCGAGAGUUGACCGCAAAUGCGAGCAAUCGAUUCGAUGCCAUCAUUAUAUUGGGAAUUGAUAACAGAAUCGCAGAUAAUUUAAGCCGCGAUUUAGCCAUCUUUACCACAAAUACGACACUCAUGGAGAAGAUUAUAUCAAAACUUGAGUCCGAAAACAAUGGCCUUGAAUUGAGUUUAACCAAAGAGUUUAAUGAUUUACGAAUUUAUAACCAGAAGAAUGUGAAGGCCUCUCGAAAACAAAUUUUACCUUUGAUUUCAUCCCUCAGCGAUACCAAUGGCACAGAUAAUGAUAGCACGAAAUCUCCGAAUAAUCGGAAAAAACUGCUAAAAGCGCUCUCGACUGCAGACGUCGACCCAGACUUU
This is a messenger RNA of Oppiella nova, 1227 nucleotides long. The record is from the annotation of a GenBank genome assembly. NCBI's taxonomy places the organism in Eukaryota, Metazoa, Arthropoda, Arachnida, Sarcoptiformes, Oppiidae.